CACCCUUUCCUGAGCAGGCCACCAUGACCUUUUGGAGCACAUUCAUCCAACUGCGCAUGCACCAGCUUGCCCACAGUGAAGCGUAGAUGAACCAGGAUGGCGGCCGUCGUGGAGAAUGUUGUCAAACUGCUGGGGGAGCAGUACUAUCGGGAUGCCAUGGAGCAGUGCCAUAACUACAACGCGCGGCUGUGUGCCGAGCGCAGCGUGCGCAUGCCCUUCCUGGACUCCCAGACCGGAGUGGCCCAGAGCAACUGCUACAUCUGGAUGGAGAAGAGGCACCGGGGACCAGGUAUGGCCCCAGGGCAGCUGUAUACGUACCCCGCCAGGAGAUGGAGGAAGAAGCGGAGAGCCCACCCACCGGAGGACCCUCGGCUGGCUUUCCCCUCCCUCAAGUCGGCAUCAGAUGUAGAGCUGGGCCUGAAGAAGGAUGCUCUGUCGUCUGACGGCAGCAGCCUGGAGGCCUUGCUGAAGGCUGAGCCGCUGGACAAACGCUCGGGCCUGGAGCUACGAGGCGCCGACGACGACCCCAGCGGCUCAGAGUACAGCACGGGGAGCGCCAACCCUGCCACACGCGUACGGAAGAGGAUUCUAGAACCUGAUGACUUCCUGGACGACCUGGAUGAUGAGGACUAUGAGGAGGACACGCCCAAGAGGCGGGGCAAAGGCAAAGGGAAGGGCCGCAACGCAAGUAGUGCUCGCAAGAAGCUGGACGCAGCAGCAGCCGCCCUUGAAGACAGAGACAAGCCGUACGCCUGCGAUAACACUUUCAAACAAAAGCAUAUUUCAAAACCUUCUGAACGAGUCUGUGGGAAGCGCUACAAGAACCGGCCGGGCCUGAGCUACCACUACGCCCACUCCCACCUGGCGGAGGAGGAGGGGCAAGACAAGGAGGAGGAGGAGCCACCGACACGCACCCCGCCACAGCAGGACGAGCCCAAGACGGCCAAGAAGGGUCCGGAUGGGAUUGCGAUCCCCAACAACUACUGCGACUUCUGCCUGGGGGACUCCAGCAUGAACCAGAAGACCGGCCAGUCAGAGGAGCUCGUCUCCUGCUCCGACUGCGGACGCUCAGGUCACCCCUCGUGUCUGCAGUUCACGCCCGUUAUGAUGUCAGCUGUGAAGACGUAUCGCUGGCAGUGCAUAGAGUGCAAGUGCUGCAACAUAUGCGGCACCUCCGAAAACGAUGACCAGCUGCUGUUCUGUGAUGACUGUGACAGGGGCUACCACAUGUACUGUCUCACUCCACCCAUGGCAGAGCCCCCCGAAGGAAGCUGGAGUUGCCACUUGUGUCUUGACCUCUUGAAAGAGAAGGCCUCCAUAUACCAGAACCAGAACGCGCCGCCCUCGUGAUGGCUCCCACCUGCUGCAACGGCCCAGAGGAUUUUGGUUCCGCCCCGCCCUGCCCCUCGCCUCCCUCCCCGCCAUCUAUCCGCUGGCAAAGAGUUUCUCUGUUGCCUGGCAAGACAUGCGUGGCGGGCGGACACGGAGCGCUGUACGGUGUUAGAGGAGGAAAAGGGAAGUAGUCAACUCCACUCCACAGAGCAGAGCGAAGUGACAGAGCAGUGGAGAGAGGGAAAGGAAGACACAUGUAUGGAGAACGACAGCACUUUCCCAUUCCCUCUGCUCUUCACUGUUCCUUUCUUCUUCCCCGGCCAGGUUUGAUCCCAAUAUGACUGUUACACAGUUCAACACCCCAAACGCACCCCACUCACCAACCCGCUGCGUUUUGUUUUCAGCUAUUAGCCUAUUACAAUAUCUUGAUGUGAAAGAUAUAAAGCGAUAGACAAAAAAUA
Engraulis encrasicolus (European anchovy) is the source of this 1793-nucleotide messenger RNA. It is a transcript of the gene dpf2, whose product is annotated as double PHD fingers 2. Gene Ontology annotation, molecular function: histone binding; histone H3K4 methyltransferase activity; transcription coactivator activity. The record is from RefSeq and is a predicted model, not a curated record. NCBI's taxonomy places the organism in Eukaryota, Metazoa, Chordata, Actinopteri, Clupeiformes, Engraulidae. Gene Ontology annotation, biological process: positive regulation of transcription by RNA polymerase II. The transcript is spliced from 13 exons. Gene Ontology annotation, cellular component: MLL3/4 complex. The coding region runs from base 97 to 1350 and encodes 417 amino acids.